AUGAUGUUUAAAAUAAAACUAGAGCCUUUAAAAAUGACAGCUUGGACUCUGAAUGUGUUUGUGAAGUUUCAGAAUAAGUAUUCGGCUCCCAGCAGCAUCGCCAUCAUGGGAAAGGACUAUUACAAGAUUUUGGGCAUCCAGUCCAGUGCCAAUGAGGAUGAAAUCAAGAAAGCCUACCGGAAAAUGGCCCUGAAAUAUCACCCCGAUAAGAAUAAAGACCCCAAUGCUGAGGAUAAGUUCAAGGAGAUUGCGGAGGCUUACGAUGUCCUGAGUGACCCCAAGAAACGAGCUGUUUAUGACCAGUAUGGGGAGGAAGGUCUCAAAACUGGAGGUGGCUCUUCAGGUGGCUUAGGGAACACUUUCCACUACACCUUCCAUGGAGACCCCCAUGCCACCUUUGCGUCCUUCUUUGGAGGCUCCAACCCUUUUGACUCCGGCCAGUUGGGCUUCAACGGCAUUAACGGGGUUCACCGGCGGCACCAGGAGUCCCUGCACACGUGGAGAAAGGUCCAAGACCCACCUGUCAUCCAUGAGCUCAAGGUAUCCCUGGAAGAGAUCUACCACGGCUCUACCAAGAGGUUGAAGAUCACCCGUAGAAGGCUCAAUGCUGAUGGCCGGACCAUGUGGACUGAGGACAAGAUCCUAAACAUUGUCAUUAAACGGGGUUGGAAGGAGGGAACCAAAAUCACAUUCCCCAAAGAAGGGGACGCCACCCCAGACAACAUCCCUGCUGACAUCAUCUUCAUCCUCAAGGACAAGCCUCACUUGCAUUUCAGGAGGGAUGGGACAAACAUGAUCUACACUGCAAGCAUCAGUCUUAAAGAGGCCUUAUGUGGCUGCACUGUGAACGUUCCCACCAUUGAAGGGCAGGUGAUCCCACUGCCCUGCAAUGACAUCAUCAAGCCAGGGACAGUGAAGAGACUGCGUGGGGAGGGGCUGCCCUUCCCCAAGGCCCCCAGCCAGCGAGGAGACUUGAUCGUGGAGUUCAAAAUCCACUUCCCGGACAGAAUAGCUCCCCAGACAAGACAGAUCCUCAAGGAGCACCUCCCAUGCUCCUAAAGCCUGGGGAUUCUCCUCCAGGCAGCAGUAUUCCAAAUACACAUGCCGCAGCAUCUGACCUGCAGAGCAGAGGUGCUAGAGCACUUUCAAAUGCA
Molecule: messenger RNA, 1154 nt
Organism: Charadrius vociferus (killdeer)
Lineage: Eukaryota; Metazoa; Chordata; Aves; Charadriiformes; Charadriidae
Product: dnaJ homolog subfamily B member 5-like
Biological process (GO): negative regulation of transcription by RNA polymerase II
Cellular component (GO): cytosol
Molecular function (GO): protein-folding chaperone binding
Source: RefSeq, a predicted model, not a curated record